AAUAUCGUAAGGAUCAUCACUGACUCUUCACUGACUUGAAUAUGGUAAAAACAAGAAAAUUACUACCACAUGAUGAAAAUGAAGAGAAAAAAACUUUUCAGGAUAUUCGUUUGAAAAUUUAGUUUUAUAGAAUAAACUAUUUAAAUUUGGGGGGACAAUGUGUUUACGCACCACCCUACCCCUGUGCCAUCGCGGGUCGAGCCUGGAGAAUAGAUACCAGUCUCUCUUCAAAAGGUGACACAGUCUCUGGUUUGGUUCAUGGUGAAAGUCAGGGUACAUUAAAUGUCAUUUUCCGGAGGAUGCAUCAAGAUGAUGGAGCCAAAAGUUCCAUCAAGAUGUUCGCCAAUAUAUUUAUUUCGUUUAUCGGCGCUGGGAUUUUGGGAAUGCCUCAUGCUUUCAAGGAGGCUGGAGUUAUCGAGGGCAGUGCAAUCAUGGCAUUAAUUGGUACAUUAAGUGUCAAAGCCAUGUUACUGAUUAUUGACUGCAAGAAAAAAAUAACAUGGAAGAAACUUGACCACAUCAACGGUUCUGUCCUGUCAAGUGAUGGAAAGAUUGCUUCAGAGGAGAAGGAGUUGCUGAAGGUGGCUGAAAAUGGAGAAGUGGAUAAAGUAAUGGAUGAAGUAGUGGAUGAAUUACUAUUGCAGAAUCCACAUCAUGAGAUUGAUUAUGGAGAUCUGGGUUAUUAUGCUCUUGGAAAUUCUGGUAGAGCCCUAGUUGAUACAAGCAUUGUCAUUUCUCAAAUAGGUUUUUCAUGUGCAUAUUUGAUUUUCAUCUCUGAUACUCUAAACAACAUGUUCCCAGUUUUGAGCAGACACCAAUUCCUAAUGAGUUUAUUGCCACCACUUGCUGUUCUUGUGAACUUCAGACAUCUGAAGAAAUUAGCUAUAUUCAGUCUUUUUGCAGAUUUUGCAAAUGUGUUUGCCUAUUGUGUGGUCUUUUGGUUUGACUUUGCACACUUUGAUAAAGUCAAAAUUCACCCUCAAGUUGCUAGAAUAAGUGGUCUGCCAUUUUUCUUGGGUGUUGCAAUAUACUGUUACGAGGGUGCUGGACUAAUAUUGUCACUGGAGGCAUCCUGUGCUAGAGAUUCAAGAGAUAAAUUUAGAAAUGUAUUCAAGUUGACGCUUUUUCUAGUCACAACACUGUACAUUGCAUUUGGUGCCUGUGGUUAUUUGUCCUUUGGAGAAAACACAGAGCAAAUGAUAACAUUAAAUUUACCUAGUGGUCCUUUUCCUGCUGUAGUUCAAUUCUGUCUUUGUUUUUCAUUAUUUUUCACUUACCCAAUCAUGAUGUUUCCAGUUGUAUUAUUAUUAGAGAAGAAACUUCUUCCCGAUGGAGGAAAAAGUAGUUAUUACCAAGGGUGUAUUUUGCGAGGCUGUGUUGUUGUACUAUCAGGCAUUGUCGUGCUUGUCAUUCCAAACUUCUCUACUCUCAUGGCAUUUUUUGGAUCCAGUUGCUGUACACUGCUGGGGUUUGUUUUGCCAGGAAUCUUUCACCUUCGAAUAUUUGAAGGGCAUCUCACAAAAUGUGAAUGGUUUAUUGACAUAGUAAUCAUAUUUCUUGGAUUAGUUGGGGCUGUUAUAGGAACAAGAGAUGCUCUCCUAAGGCUUUUGGCAGGUUCAUGACUCUCAAGUACUCCAGUUGAGGCAUAUGAUAGAUUUUUUACUGACUGUUCAAAUUAUUUAUUUAAUAUAAUUACAUGUAAAUGAAAAAUGUUUUCUGUACAAAAAAGGGCCAGUUGUUCAAUGUGUAGCAUACCUCUUUGGGUUGGUGAUCGUCCUGUAAUCUCUGAGCCACAAGUAUUAACUAGUCUGUCCACUGACAUUUAACAAAUUGACGUCAGUUUUUCAUGCGUCUGUCGUGUUAUUGAUCAUGAAUUUCAUCAUAACAAAGUAGCUGGGGAUCCACAAGGCGACAGCCAAGUGAAUCCGCAGACUACCGUGACAAUGUUAUGACAAAAUCCAUUGUCAAUAACAGGACAGACGCAUGAAAAACUGACGUCAAUUUAGUUUUUUACGAUAACAAAUUGUCAAAAUGCCCGUUCUUGCUCUUUGACGCAGCGCAUUAAUUAUAAAUUCAUGUGUCUGUCCACUUAUUGACAAUGAAAAUUAGCCAAUGAGAGUGCGAGACUUUGUGCAGUUAUCGUAAGAUAAUUUUUUGCUGUGAGGAUAUUUUUCAUUGAGAGCACAAGCGAUGGCAGCCCACAAGAUCCUCAUGGUGACCCCCUUGUGUUCAAGCUUUGUCAAAUCCUGUGCAGUAAAUAAUACUUUUGCUUGCGCUCUCGUCAAACACCAGACAAAAUAGAGGGUCUGUGGAUAGGCUACAUCUGCAUAAAAGGCUAUUUAGCGUGGAUAACACUUAAUUCACCAGUUAAAUCGUUAUUCCACUCGCAAAAAGUUUGAAUAAAACCGGAUAGUGCUUUAUCCAGAGGAUUACUUUAUCAAUCCUUGGAACUGUUGGGGCCAGAGUUGAACAUGUGAUGAAAUUGAAAGACUAAAUUUUUACUCAACAAAGAAGACAGGGCAUUUUUUCUUCUGGGGUAGCUUUUACUUGUAAUAAGAGCGAGGUAGUCAGUGAAGAUUGCCCUAUACUAACAGCACAAAUUUGACAGAGAAUGGACAAGCCACACAUUUUAAUUUUGUCA
Molecule: messenger RNA, 2641 nt
Organism: Orbicella faveolata
Lineage: Eukaryota; Metazoa; Cnidaria; Anthozoa; Scleractinia; Merulinidae
Biological process (GO): amino acid transmembrane transport
Cellular component (GO): vacuolar membrane
Molecular function (GO): L-amino acid transmembrane transporter activity
Source: RefSeq, a predicted model, not a curated record